UUCAGUGAUAAGUCGUUCACUUUGGGCACCUGUUUGACCGAAACUAUUAAAUGUGAAGGUUGUUUAGACUUAUAGGUUAACGACCUCCCGAAGUCGUUUCGGAACUCAUAUUAUGUUUGAACUUACUAAUUAGCGGUCCUGAAGUUCACACCUACAUUAAUACGACAUAAAUGCAAAAGCCCUUUGCUGUAACACAUAGUGAUCUUCAGGAUAUUCUGCAAGAAUUUAUUGAUGAGUUAGUUGACUCAUGUUUGAUGGAUGGAAUUUUAACAAUGCAUCGUGCAAUAAAAUUAGGAUAUUUCCAUAUUAUUGCUCCUGAACAAAAUACAAACUUGUCGGAUAAUCUUGGCAAUGGUUCUUCGAAUUCAGGCUCUGGCAGAGACCCUAGCAAAACUGCUAGUUGCUGUCGAUGUGGGAAGUGUAAUUGUAAGGUUGCUGCUACACGUUAUGCUGUCCACUUAUCUAAUUGUAUGGGAUUAGGAAGAAACAGUUCAAGAAGAGCCAACAAGCGCAUAGCAGAACAACAACGUUUAGAAGAUGAUGAUACCGAAACCGAGGAGAAUUUUUUGGAGUCAUCUUCGGGAGACAUGAUCUCGUACAAGAACUCAGCAACCUCAUCUGACCAACUGGAAUGCAAAUAUUCUAACGGAACAGUUAAUAAUCAUCGAUCACCCUUAAAACUGACAAUCUCUUUGGUACCGGGUUCUGGGAAGCUAGAUCACUCUUCCAAACAUUCAAAUAGACAACUUGACCCAACGGCUGGUGGUAAUGAAUACAGCUGUCUGGAUGGAAAUAAUUCAUUAAAAACUUCCCAGAGCUCACAUCUUAAAUCAAGCUUACCGACUGUAGUGAGUGAAUCCAGCACUUGAUAGGAAGUUGGAACGACUCUCUGUCUAUUAGAUGAAAUUUAUGUGAAGCAUCAAGAUCAUUACCUUUUGACUACAUUUUACAAUAUGAAGUUUGUAAAUAAAAAGUAUUCUGUGAUUUUA
Messenger RNA from Schistosoma curassoni, 989 nucleotides. NCBI's taxonomy places the organism in Eukaryota, Metazoa, Platyhelminthes, Trematoda, Strigeidida, Schistosomatidae. The record is from the annotation of a GenBank genome assembly.